AUGAAUGGUUAUCGACAUUUUGACAAUGAAAUUGAUUUAAAUAUAAGAAAUUCAGCAGCUAUAUUACCUAUAACUGAUAUUGAUGAACCAUAUCAAUUAGAAUUUAAUCCACAAAUUUCAAUAUAUUCAUCAAAUAAAUUUAAAAUAUUUUUCUUACAUCGAACAUUACUUGAACGUUGUUUAUUAUUUUUAACAUGUCUUCUAUUAAUUAUUUUAAUUAUUUUAAUUAUUAUUUAUUAUUCACAUACAAAAGAAAAUUUAAAAAAUUCUAUAUGUUUAUCAUCAUCAUGUAUACAAGUCUCAUAUGAAAUUUCAUCUGGUAUGAAUCAAACAAUUGAUCCAUGUAAUGAUUUUUAUCAAUUUGUAUGUGGUCAAUGGAUUAAAAAAAAUUUUAUACCAAAAGGUCAUUCAUCAUGGUCAAUAUUACAUGAAUUAACACAAAAAAAUAUAAUUAUAUUAAAAAAUCUACUUGAACAAACAUCAAUAUCAUUAGUUACUAAUGCUGAAAAACAAGCUAUUGAAUAUUAUCAAUCAUGUAUGAAUAUAAAUGAAACUGAACAAUUAAAAAUAGAACCAUUAGAAAAAUUUUUUCAAAUUAAUUUAAAUUUUACAUUAAAACAAUGGAUUAAUUUAGAUAAAAACCAAACAUGGCAACAAUUAUUUAUUUAUUUAAUUAAAAUAUUUUCAAAUCAAUAUGAAUAUACAAAUAUAUUUCCAAUUAAAAUUGAUUCUGAUGAAAAAAAUUCAACAUGGAAUAAUAUUUAUAUUGAUCAACCGGAACUUAUGCUUAUGACUCGAGAUUAUUAUAUUAAUUCAACAAAAGAUAAUGAAAAAAAUCAAAAUAUUCGAGAAAAAUUUAGUGAAGUUGGUUCAGAUAUAUUACAAUUACUUGGUUUUGAAAAAAAUGAUUCAAGGCAACGUAUGAAUGAUAUUAUUCAAUUUGAAACUGAACUUGCAAUAGUUAAUUUACCUAUGGAAAUAUUACAAAAACCAAAAGAAACAUAUUAUUUAAUGAGUUUAAAACAAUUUCAAGAACAAUAUACAUCUAUAGAAUUUAAUAUAUAUUCAUUUUUAAAUGAUAUAUUUAAUAAAAAUACAUCAAAUUCAAUAAUAUUCAAUGAAAAUGAUAAAAUAAUUGUUCUUUCAUAUGAUCUUAUGUUGAAAAUAUCAAAAAUUUUAACAAAUUAUUUAUUAACACCAAAUAAAAGUCAUAUUAUUAUUGAUUAUUUAUUAUUUUCAUUUGUAUUUGAUAAAAUUUCAUAUUUAUCAUCUAUAUUUGAAAAAAUUCAAUUACCAUUAAAAAAAGAACUUUUUGGAAUAGAUACAAUAGUUGAACGAUGGGAAUAUUGUGUUAAACAAACAGAUUAUGCAUUUGGAUAUAGUCUUGGUUCUUUAUAUACUCGAACUAUAUUCGAUGAAACCGAUCGAUUAAAAGCUAAUGAAUUAGUAAAAAAUAUUCGUAUAAGUUUUGAAGAAAAUCUUAAUAAUCUUCAAUGGAUUGAUCAACAAUCAAAAAAUGAUGCAAAGAAAAAAUUAGAAAAAAUUAAUCAAAAAAUUGGUUAUCCUGAUUUUAUAAAAGAUCAAACAAAAUUAAACGAACAUUAUGCUGGUUAUUCAAUGAUUAACAAUGAAUAUUUUAAUAAUCAAAUUAAAGUAGAAUGUCGAGAACAUCGACGUAGAAUUUUAAAAUAUCAACAAAAAGUUGAUCAUACUGAAUGGCGUAUGACAGUACGAACAGUUAAUGCUUAUUAUUCUCCACCAUCAAAUGAAAUUGUUUUUCCAGCUGGUAUUCUUCAACCACCAUUUUUUCAUAAAGAUUUACCAUUAUCUAUUAAUUAUGGUGCUAUUGGAACAAUAAUUGGUCAUGAAAUUACACAUGGUUUUGAUAAUCAAGGUCGAGAAUAUGAUGGUGAUGGAAAUAUGCGUUCAUGGUGGACAAAUAUAUCUUUAGAUAAUUUUCAAGAAAAAACAAAAUGUUUUAUUCAACAAUAUUCAAAUUUUUCAAUUGAUGGACAAUAUGAAAGUGGACAACGAACAUUAAGUGAAAAUAUUGCGGAUAAUGGUGGUAUUAAAAUAUCGUAUUUAGCAUAUCAAAAACAUAAACAAUUUACAUUAAAUUCUAAUAAUGAUCUACGUCUUCCAGGUUUAAAUUAUAAUAAUAAUCAAUUAUUUUUUAUUGCAUUUGCUCAUACUUGGUGUGAUAUUCAAACUUCAAAUUCUUUACAUCAUGAUUUAAUAGAUGAUCCACAUUCACCUGCACGUUUUCGUAUAAUUGGAACAGUACAAAAUAGUGAUGAAUUUACCAAAGCAUUUUCAUGUCGAUCAAAGACAAUGAUGAAUCCAAGUAAUAAGUGUCAAUUAUGGUAG
Molecule: messenger RNA, 2367 nt
Organism: Rotaria sp. Silwood1
Lineage: Eukaryota; Metazoa; Rotifera; Eurotatoria; Philodinida; Philodinidae
Source: the annotation of a GenBank genome assembly